Eupeodes corollae is the source of this 298-nucleotide messenger RNA. RefSeq lists its product as uncharacterized. The transcript has 2 exons. Bases 110 to 298 code for a protein of 62 amino acids. The record is from RefSeq and is a predicted model, not a curated record. NCBI's taxonomy places the organism in Eukaryota, Metazoa, Arthropoda, Insecta, Diptera, Syrphidae.
UUAAAAUAUAAGAAAGCCAACAAUUAUCAAAUGACACUGACAUUUAUCUCAUGUUUUUGAGGUUAAAACGAAGUUUCUCUCUGAAAUUUUGUAUGUAUGAAGAAAAGGAAUGAAAGGGUUAGGAAAUUUCGGUAAAAUCGCUGUUGGUUGGAGUUUAAUAACAUUUUCGGGUGUAUAUGCAUUUAUUUUGUCGAAAAACUCAAUUGAUAAGAAACGAGUUGAGAGUAUGCAAAUUCGUGAUCGAAUGAAAAAAGCUAAUUUUGGUGAAUACGAAAAAAGUGAAAGAAAAUUUGUUUAA